AUGGCAAAUCAAGAAUCACACAAGCUUACUCUGUUUCGUGGUAGCGGAGAUCUCGGCCUCUUCGUCUGGUCUCCUUUCGUUACCAAACUCGAAUUUCGUCUGCGCAUCUCUAAUACACACUAUGUUCCUGCCGCCGGAAGCCCUCCCAAUGGGCCUAGAAAAAAGAUUCCUUAUCUGGACCUCACUGCAUCUGAUGGAAGCGUCGUUCAUCUCUCCGACACCACCUGGAUAACCAGGGAUUUAAUCAAAAGAGGCGUGCUCCCAGACAUCAACGCAAAAUUGAGUCCUACACAAAGCGCCAUUGAUACCGCUGUUCGGAUCAUGUUGGAAGAGAAGCUAUUCUUUCUGCAAUCCCACGAGCGCUGGGUUUUGAAUUUUGAAACCAUGCGGGACAAGGUAUUCAGCCAGGUGCCUUUGCCCCAGCGCGAUGUUGUGGGCGAGAAGACCAAGAACGAAAUUAUACAGAAGCUGGAUCUCCAAGGCACCGGCCGAUUCACCGAUGCCGAGCGGUGGGAGAGCAUUGAGGAAAUCUGGACGGCGAUCGAUGGGCUGCUACAAGAGUCAAAGGCGAAAGCCGGUGAUGGGGAGUGCUUCUGGAUUCUAGGAGGAUCGGAGCCUACGGAGGCUGAUGCAACGGUUUUUGGCUACUCGGUCAGCUCGCAGGCGUGCAAAUCGGGUCCCAAGAGUGCGCAACUUGUGAAGACGAAAUUCCCGGUCGUGUUGGAGUAUGCUAGGCGCAUCCAGCAGAAGUACUUCGCGGACUAUGCACCUUUCGAUGCACCUACAACUAAAUUCACCCCGCCACAUACUUUGACCGUCGCUACCACAAUCACUCAACCACCACUACUUCUAUUCUGGAACCAAAUCACCACAUUCCAUCCAUCCGCAAUGAAACUUCACUUCACCCUCCUCGUAACGGCCCUCACGGCCCUCGUUUCUGCGUCCGGAGCGGCCAAACACGUUGAGCCGGCUCUCGCCCCGCGCGACAAACGCUGCGACAAGAAAUGCAACGGGGAAUGGGAGAAGUGCAUCAGGGUGCGUACUGAUUUCCGCUGUUCAUGGCGCGAAAGGCAAGAGAAGAAAGACGAGUGCUGA
Periconia digitata is the source of this 1095-nucleotide messenger RNA. Lineage: Eukaryota; Fungi; Ascomycota; Dothideomycetes; Pleosporales; Periconiaceae. The record is from the annotation of a GenBank genome assembly.